CACUCGUCCACUCCUCCUCCACGUCAAGCGAAGCCACUCCUGAUCGCCGAUCGCUCGCCAACUCACGCGGACCGCCCCUCGAGCUGCAACGACCGGCCUCCCUUGCUCCGGCUCCCACCGAGCCUCGAUCGAUCGCCGCAGCAGUCGCCAAUGGCUGAUGCAGUGGAGAGCCGCGGCGGGCGGGCGCGCCUGGUCUCGGACCUGGGCCGCGUGCAGGACCUGGUGCGCCAGCUCGAGCUGCAGCUGCGCGCGCCCGGGGACGCAGCCUCCGUCGACCUCUGCCGCCGCCUCGUCCACCAGAUCGUCGCGCUCACCGACAGCUCCAUCGGCAUGCUCCGCUCGUCCCCGGACCUCGCCUCGCCGCUGCCCGCCACCGGGACCGGGAGCCCGAUCAGCAGCGACGCCGCCUCCGACCACCCCUUCCGCGCCGCCGCCAGCGCCAGCGCCAGCCCCAAGAAGCGCAAGGCCACGGCGCGCUGGACCAGCCAGCAGGCGCGCGUCAGCGCCGCGGGCGGCAGCGGCGCCGAGGGCCCCGUCGACGACGGCUACAGCUGGCGCAAGUACGGCCAGAAGGACAUCCUCGGCGCCAAGCACCCGCGGGCCUACUACCGCUGCACGCACCGCAACUCGCAGAACUGCCCGGCCACCAAGCAGGUGCAGCGCACCGACGACCACCCGGCGCUCUUCGACGUCGUCUACCACGGCGAGCACACCUGCAGGCCCGCCGCCGCCGCCGCCGGCGGCGGCUCCAAGAGGGCGGCACAGCAGCACAACCCGCACGCGCAGGCCGCGCUGCAGGGCCUCGCCGCGCGCCUCACGGUGGCCACCGCCACGGACGCCGCCGCGCUCCCGCCCAUGACGCCCGAGAGCUGCCCCGUGCGGGGCGCCUCAUCCCCGUGGUCGCUCGCGUCGUCUGUCGCCUCCGACUCCAACGGCUGCAUGCACCAGGACGUCUCGCCGUGCCCGGUACCCGGGUACAGGGAAUGGACCUCGGACGGCGACCUCCAGGAGGUGGUGUCAUCUGCGUUCGCCGCCGUCUCGUCGGUUGCGCCCCUGCCGGUGCUCGACGACGAAUUCAUGCCUCUCGAGUGCUUUGGAUUCGACCAUACCUUCGACAUUGACACCGCAAUGCCAAGCCUCUACUAUCCAUGAGGAGAAGAGCGUCCAAUACAAGUCGACAUUAUUGACACCGCAGUGCCAAGCCUCUGCUAUCCAUUAGGAGAAGAGCAUCAAAUACACGUCUGAUCGGAUCGGCAGCAGCCCUGUCGUCGUCUCCAUGACAGGAGGGAGGAGCAGAGGAGCCUCUUCCUAAGAACUGUGCAGUAGCAGAAGCCAACAGGGCUUUUAGAACAUCUUAAUGAAUAGCUUGUUUCAUUACCUUUUGUUUCCUUCUUUCUUUACUUUUUUUGUGUCAGUUCUCAACUUGCUUGAUCGGGUUUUGUUGAUUUCAGUCAGCAAGAUAAAUGUUAAAUUUUACUACUUACGG
Zea mays is the source of this 1486-nucleotide messenger RNA. RefSeq lists its product as uncharacterized. Gene Ontology annotation, molecular function: transcription cis-regulatory region binding; DNA-binding transcription factor activity. The record is from RefSeq and is marked validated. Gene Ontology annotation, biological process: regulation of DNA-templated transcription. The coding region runs from base 151 to 1152 and encodes 333 amino acids. The transcript has a single exon. NCBI's taxonomy places the organism in Eukaryota, Viridiplantae, Streptophyta, Magnoliopsida, Poales, Poaceae. Gene Ontology annotation, cellular component: nucleus.